CGCUCGACUUUUUCUCUUCGGGGAGGAGCUGGACCUUGGCCAGUUGGCCCUGGACGCUUCCUCGUUCUCUGUUGGCAUUCGGGGGGCUCUCCUCCGUCUUUUCGGGCCCUAGCCUAGGGUUUUUGCCACAUAUCCGAGUGCUAUCUUGUUGGUUUUUCAGAUCCCUGGGGAUACUGGGAGAAACCUUGAGGAGAUCCGAGGAAGGGCAGAGAUCGAUAGGAUUUUGGAAAAUUUUCCCCUUUUUUUUUAUGAAAAAUUGUUCCUGCUGCUGUUGCGGUUGAAAGGAUGGCGGAGAAUUCAUCGCGGUAUGUGAAACUAACGAAGCAUCAGGAGGCGCCGGUAGAGGAGAUUCGCCCUGGAGAGCUGAAUCAGCCCGUUCGUAUUCCCCAGUUGGAGGUUCGCAGAUGUAAUGAGUGCGGGCAGCCCUUGCCAGAAAGCUAUGAGCCACCGGCAGAUGAACCCUGGACAACUGGAAUUUUUGGCUGCGCUGAGGAUCCUGAGAGCUGUUGGACUGGACUGUUCUGCCCCUGUGUAUUGUUUGGGCGUAAUGUUGAGAGACUCAGAGAAGAUGUACCCUGGACAAGACCUUGCACUUGCCAUGCUAUCUUUGUCGAGGGUGGUCUUGCGCUUGCAGUGGCUACAGCUGUGUUCCAUGGCAUUGACCCAAGAACAUCAUUUCUAAUCGGAGAAGGACUGCUGUUUACUUGGUGGAUGUGUGGUAUCUAUACUGGUAUUUUUCGGCAGUCACUACAGAAGAAAUAUCAUCUCAAGAACUCGCCAUGCGACCCCUGUAUGGUCCAUUGCUGCAUGCAUUGGUGUGCCAUCUGUCAAGAGCAUCGAGAAAUGAAAGGGCGCCUCUCUGAUAAUGUCAUUAUGCCGAUGACUGUUGUGAACCCACCUCCAGUGCAGGAAAUGAGCAUGAAUGAAAGUCGUGGUUCAGCUGCCCCUGAUACAGGUGCUCAACAGAACGAACAUGCCAAUUUGGAGAUGGAAGCUUUAUAGAUACUGUGUUUUAUGCUAAGGUUUGAGGAAUUUUUGAGGGAAGAAUACGUACUAGAAAAUCAGCUGUCCCCUUUCCCUUUUUUUUUUUCUUCUCUCUCGGAAAAAUACUUUUAUUAAGAGACUUUUCUAGGUGCCUAGGUAUGUCUAGAGAGCUUUUCUUCUGUUGGUUUGAUACAGAACUGAUGCAACUCUAGAAAGUACAAAAUAUGGAUAUUUGUUUGUCAUUUCAAGAUUAGUAUCUUAUCCUUGUUGGCUGAA
Molecule: messenger RNA, 1260 nt
Organism: Phoenix dactylifera (date palm)
Lineage: Eukaryota; Viridiplantae; Streptophyta; Magnoliopsida; Arecales; Arecaceae
Product: cell number regulator 6
Source: RefSeq, a predicted model, not a curated record